This is a messenger RNA of Puntigrus tetrazona (Sumatra barb), 1841 nucleotides long. Its product is annotated as protein C19orf12 homolog. Lineage: Eukaryota; Metazoa; Chordata; Actinopteri; Cypriniformes; Cyprinidae. The transcript has 3 exons. Bases 198 to 626 code for a protein of 142 amino acids. The record is from RefSeq and is a predicted model, not a curated record.
CAACAGGUGGGCCUAUCGGGAAAAGUAGCCCACAGCAGAGACCGUUUCCAUUUCCUUUACAUUACAUUUACGCGAUGCUCCGACAUAAACUAAAGGCUUUAUUAAAGCGUGACACGAAUUAAAGGAAGCGCGAUGCACUGACUCCUCAAACCCAAAGUAACUUCAACGAAAGAAAGAGGCGGUCUUUGAACAGCACGAUGAGCCGUCGACUAGAAGAUGUAAUGGCUCUGUGCUGUAAGAUAUCAGAGGACGGGAGGAUUCAAGCAGCUGUACAGAACUCAGCCAAAGGAGCCGCCGCAGCGGGCGGGGGGGCUUUUUUAGAGGGGCUGCUCGGAGGUCCGCCCGGUAUAUUUAUUGGUGGUGCUUUGGGUGGUGCCGUUGGGUGGUGGAUGACUAGUGACAAAUUCCUUCCUCUUCAUCAAAUCAUAAUGGAGAUGCCUCCGCAACAGAAGAGGAAACUGUACUCUGAGGUCAUGGCUGUCUUGGGCAAUCUGGAUUGGGUCGAUCUGGCUCAACUCAUUUUUUUAGUGACGGGUAAUUCCUCUCUACAGAUGCGAGUCCUUUCUACUUUAAUCUCUUUUGCCACAAAAGAGCUUGGAGCCAAAGUGGAGUAUGGGCAAAAAUAGCAUGUUCAUUUCACCUUCUUAGUCUAAGGCAAGUUUGACUAGGGCCUAUCUAAAGAGCUUUUUUAUUGUAGUUUCUGAAAAAUGUGUUUUUAUUUUUAAUUUUCAGCUCCUUUUCCAACACUUCAGUUUCAAUUCAGCUGACCAGAGCGAGAUUUUCACUGUAAACCUCGAUGCUUAACAUAUGUAAAUUUUAAAAAUAUGCAAAAAAAAACAAACAAAUGAAACCUAAAUCAAUCCUUUAGAAAAACACGCGUGAUCAAGAUCAGCUCGAUGGAUAGUUAAAGGGACAGCGCACUGCAAAAAGUGUACAAUAGCUUUUGAAUUGAAAAAAAGCGUUGUUUGUUCAUAUUCAGGUAAAUUUUAAAACAUAGGAGAGGAUAUAGUUAGGAAAUGAUGUCCUGAAUCAGAAUCAUUGUGUUUUUAUGGCUGGAAUGCAGUACACAGAUUUGAAAAUAUUAGAUAUCAUUCACUUAAUAGCCGCCGAAGAAAACUGACCAUUACACACUACAAGGCUUUAAGUCGUUCCGAUCACAACAAACUCAAAAUAUCGAAUGUGUUUGAUAUUCUCCAACCGGAUCGUGACAUGAUUAACGGCGUAAUUUCAUAACAUGCAGGAAUAAUCCACUAACAUGUGCACCGCAUGCUAUUUUUUUAUGUUUACCUGGUACCUUAUUGUCAGGGUGAGGUUUAAAGAGAAGGAGCGCUCGACGAGAAUAUAAAGUUAACGAGAUCGGACAAACAGAAGUGAAUCACACAGGGAAUAAAUACACAAAGCAGUUGACUAAAUUAACAAGACACAGGUGAAGACAAUGAUACAAUUAACAGGAAGGGAAGGUAGGGCACACAGAGCACCUGGUACAAGACAAAAAACAACCAGUGUGUGACACUUAGAUGCACUGCUGUUUAAAACUUUAGGAUUGGUAAGGUUUUAACUGUAUCCCCUUUUCAUAAAAGUCUGUAAUGCUGUAUUUAUUGGAUCAAAAAGAACGUAUUGUGAACUAUUAUGAACAUUUUUGUAUACAAUUUAAAAUGCCAUUUGUUUAUUUAGAUGUCAUUUAUUUAAGCAGCUAUUCCUCCAGUCUUCAGUGUCACAUGAUUCUUAAAAAUAUAUAUAUAUUUUUAUCAACCAUUAAAACAGUUGCUUAAUAGUUUUGCGGGAAAACAUGAUGAUCAAUGUAAUGCACCAUCGCUGAAUAAAAGCAUCAGUAUCUUUUA